AUGAUCAAAGACGCCGUCAGCCAUGAAGAACGUACGCCGCUAUUCAAAUAUUAUAAAAGUAUGGGUGGCAUCCUCAAGUUUGGCCAAGAGGAACAGCAACAACGAGGGUCUUUGUUUGAUGAAAGGAUCGAUGGUGGUUAUGGGUGGAUCAUUACAGCAGGUGCUUUCCUAUGUCACUUUCAGGCCACUGGGAUUUCUUUUAGCUGGUAA
Messenger RNA from Lichtheimia ornata, 210 nucleotides. RefSeq lists its product as uncharacterized. The record is from RefSeq and is a predicted model, not a curated record. Lineage: Eukaryota; Fungi; Mucoromycota; Mucoromycetes; Mucorales; Lichtheimiaceae. The transcript has a single exon. The coding region runs from base 1 to 210 and encodes 69 amino acids.